UCUGAAAUAAAAUAACCAAUACAUAGAUGAAGAUUGGAAUGCUUGAUAAUUUAAGAACUUUUGCUGCAUGGCCUAUUCAUAAUCAAGCAAAACCGAUAGAACUGAGCAAUGCAGGAUUUAAAUAUACUGGUAGUAACGAUACCGUUAAGUGUCAAGCUUGUGGACUUAUUUUAUCAAACUGGUUAGCUGCUUAUAACCCAAAAGAUCGACACAAGGCUGAAUCACCAGAUUGUCCUAUCGUGCUAGCCUUUGAAAAUGCAGUUUCUAGGUGGGUCAAUUGUUCCACUUCUCCACCUCCAACUGAACAUCCAAAAGCAAAAAAAUAUAACAAUUUUACAGUGACAAAAUCAGAUAAAAGACUUGAACAGGAGACAGGGGUGUUGGAUAUGACCCACUUUCAAGCUAGAUUAGAGACAUAUACAAACUGGGUAUUAACAUUCGUUGACAAGGUGAAACUAGCCGAAGCAGGACUCUUUUAUACUGGUGUUGGUGAUAGAGUACAGUGUGCUUUCUGUCAUGGUGUACUAAGAAGUUGGAGAGAAGGUGAUGAACCAAUGCUCGAGCAUAAAAGACAUUAUCCAAAUUGUGGAUUCAUUAUUGGUAGUUUAAAAGACAGUGUUAAGAAAGGAAAUAAUAUGGAAAGAAGAAAAAUUGACAAAAAGAAGUAUGAGUCCAGAAACGACAGAGUAAGAAGUUUUCAUCAAAUAUCAACAAAAGUUAAUAUAGUUAAAUUAAGUACUAACGGAUUCUUUUUUAAUGGUUUGACUAACGAGAUAGAAUGCCAUUCUUGUGGAAGUUCAUUUUCACUUGAACUUGACAUUGAUAAUUUGCAUUCACUUCACGACUCUUCGUGUUCAUAUGCUAUAGAGCCAAAAGAAACUCGUCAACCGCCAAAAGACACUACUGAUGGAUGUGUUAAACAAGGAGUUUUACAAAGUGGACAAAUUAAGACUAGCAUCGAGUCUGACGUAAGAAUGUAUAUGGGGUCGGAUAUAGUACAGAAUGUCCUUAAAAUGGGAUAUACUAGAGAAAUGAUUGAAACUUUCAUAUGGAAAAAAGGAACAAUAUUUACUGACGCGAAUAGUUUAAUAAAUAAUUUCCUCGAUACAAUGCAAGAGGAGACUCUGAUGACGGAAUCUUCAAUACUUGAUGGUUUAAGUAAGGAAAAUGGACAAUCAAGUCCUACAACAAGUAAGGCAAAAAGAAAACGAAAAAAAAAGAAACCUAAAAAAUCUGAUGAAGACCUAACCGAAAAACCUACGGCGAAAGACGAAAUAAAAGAACAAUCAGAUAAUAAUAGCGAUUCAAUAUCAAAGGAUAUUGAACAGCUAAAAGAAAGAAAAGAGAGAUUGGAAGAGGAAAGAAAAUGUGCAAUAUGCUUUGAUAGGGAUAGAAAUACAAUAUUCACCCCUUGUUUUCAUUUUACAACUUGCUUUCAAUGCGCUAAACGAUUAAAUCUGUGUCCUAUGUGCAAUAAACCUAUUAAAAGUAGAUGUCGAGUGGCUCUAUAGCAAAAAUAGAAAUAGAAAAUUACAUCAGUACAAAAGAAAAUAAAAGAAAAGUUAUCUGAAUAUUCAAGGAGAUGAGAUAAAUACUUCUGUGUACAUUGUAAAAAUGUUAACUAAUGUUAUUGAUUCGUAUCUGUGACUUAUUACUUAACUACCGGGAAGUAAAACAAUUUUUACAUGUAUCUUCUACUAUACUGUACGUCAAAUCCAUUUUUAAACUCUUCUUUUGCUCUUUUGGUUUAUGAACUUUACGUGAACUUUAUCAACAAAGAGUGGAUGUUUUUCACUAACUGUGACGUUAAGUUUCGAAUAUACAAUUCAUAUGGUAGCAAUACAAGAUUUAUUGAUAUUUUUACGUUAUAAAAAAAUACUAUUAAUAAAAAUUACGUAUUAAAUUACAGAUAAACAGAAUCCCUCUCGUACUUCCUUUUCCAAAAGCUAUAAGAUUCGCUUAUAGUUUAGUUCAAGAAAAUACCACCUGGUUUAAAUAUCAAUUGUGAACUACCUUCUGGAAUUAAUCUAUAUAGAAUAUCAAGUUAAAUUAAAGAAUUUGAUAGAUGCUGUAGAGAAGUACAACGAAUGGAGAGAAUAUUCUUCUUAAGAUGUUUUAUUGAUGGAAUAUUUAGCUUAAUUAGGGAAUAUUUUUUUUU
This is a messenger RNA of Dimorphilus gyrociliatus, 2158 nucleotides long. The record is from the annotation of a GenBank genome assembly. NCBI's taxonomy places the organism in Eukaryota, Metazoa, Annelida, Polychaeta, Dinophilidae.